This is a messenger RNA of Drosophila serrata, 1343 nucleotides long. Its product is annotated as vitellogenin-3. Gene Ontology annotation, molecular function: serine hydrolase activity; lipase activity. Gene Ontology annotation, biological process: lipid catabolic process. NCBI's taxonomy places the organism in Eukaryota, Metazoa, Arthropoda, Insecta, Diptera, Drosophilidae. The record is from RefSeq and is a predicted model, not a curated record.
CUCAGUUAGCUUCCAGAUCUUGUCCAGAAUGGGUGAGCCAAGUGGGAAGAGAAUGCUAUCGAUUCAGCACCUGUUGGUCCUUCUCCUGCUCCAGCUGCUCUCACCACUGGCGGCCAUCGAGUGGACGCUGCCGGAUGUCAUCGAUUCCAUUGGCAAUGUGGGCACCACCAUUGUGGAUCCCAGUUUGUUGCCCACACCUCAGGGAUUACUCGAAGGCUCCAAGCAGCUCAUUGCCGGGUAUCCCUUUGAGUUCGUCUCCAGUUCGCUGAGUGUGAUUUGCUCUCAGGCCUUGGCCUCCAAUAAAAUCAAGUCCAAGUUCAUGCCAGACAUCAAGAAAAUGAACUUUCAGCUGCAGACCGCUUGUACCAAGACCAAUUUCCCGUUGACCAAACCUGAGGAAAUGUGGAGGAGUCCCCUGUUUGAUCCCACGAAGAAGGUGGUCAUCCUGGCCACAGGAUGGACCACCACAGUGAAUGGAUCCGAUACAAUUGAUUUCUUCUCAAAGGCCUACAACUGUCGUGGAGAUGUCAACUUUGUGGCCGUAGAUGCUGCUCGGUUUGUGGAUACCCUGUACACCUGGUCGGCCUUCAAUACGGAGGAAAUUGGCGAGAAUAUAGCCCUGGGCCUGGUUAAGCUCUUGGACCUAAUGCCCGUAUCGAAUAUCCAUCUGAUUGGCCAUAGUUUGGGUGCACAUAUUGUGGGAUCUGCUGGGCGACACCUCCAUCGUCUUACUGGACAAACUAUACCCAGGAUCACCGGUUUGGAUCCUGCCAAGCCUUGCUUCAACGAAGGCGAAGUCCUGUCUGGUUUAUUGCGUGGCGAUGCCGAUUUCAUUGAUGUAAUCCAUAGCAAUUCCGGUGUUCUGGGCAAAAGGGAUCCCCUUGGAGAUGCGGACUUUUAUCCAGGUGGAUUGGAUCCCUUGCCCGCAGGCUGCUUCUCGGUUGUCUGUGCCCAUGCCAGAUCCUGGCAAUACUUUGCGGAGACUGUGUAUCCCGGAAAUGAGCGCAAUUUCUUGGCCACUCGCUGCAGUUCCCUGACUCGCCUCCGGGAUUUCCGCUGUUCCGGCGAAGAGGUGCCCAUGGGUUAUGCUGUGCCCCGGAAUCUCAAGGGCAACUUCUUCCUGGAGGUUAGUGCCACCUCACCCUUUGGCAUCCGUGCCUCCAUUGUGCGAUCGAGCCACCUAGAGGAAUGUGGUUUGUGUCCCAAUGGCACCUCGAGCACCACCCCCGAACCGAUCACCUCAACCACGGCCAAGUCGGGAUCCUUGUUUGGUCUUGGCUAGAGUUGACGAUUUUCCUAUGGGUUUUGUUUUUUAUCGGUGGAUUGUUCCGUUCCGAUUUACA